Messenger RNA from Aplysia californica (California sea hare), 1210 nucleotides. RefSeq lists its product as uncharacterized. The record is from RefSeq and is a predicted model, not a curated record. The transcript is spliced from 2 exons. The coding region runs from base 28 to 369 and encodes 113 amino acids. Lineage: Eukaryota; Metazoa; Mollusca; Gastropoda; Aplysiida; Aplysiidae.
CCACUCCCUUUCUCUAUUCCUCAGACUAUGAUCAGCACAUCGAACUGGAUGUGUAAGACAGAGGUAAAGGAGCAGAUCAAACAGAAGCUGUCCGCCAUCCCCCGGAUAGAAGUGAACCCCAGAGCCCAGUGCUACAGGCAGGCAGCGAGGAAGUCUUACACCUGUGUCAAACGCUAUGUGGACCACCGCCACCUGGAGCCCAGCCAGAAGGCCAAGACGGUGAUGGCUUCUCUCCCCUGCACCUAUGACGGCCUCAAGGACAUCUGUCCCCAGGGGGAGGCGCUCUUCUACACCAUCCUCAACUACGAUUGGCUGGUUCUGCCCCCGGCCCUGGGUGUCAACGUCUCCGACACAUUACUCAGGAUCUAACCAGCUCACAUCUAACCAGCUGAACAUCUGAACUUUUGAACAUCUGGACAUCUGAACUUCAGGACUUUUGAAAAUCAGAACUUCUGAACAUUUGAACAUCUGUUACUAAAUCUACUCCAGCGUUGAAAACAAAACUUCAGCUUUAUUUUUACACAAAAGGAAAGAUCAAAAUCAACGACAACUUCGACUACAAAAAUAAAAAUUGCUUUUAACGUUAAAAGAAAGUCAGGCAUGAACACACAAUGCCUAUAAACGUUCACGAAAAGCAAAACGAACAUUUUUUGGGACUCACUUUUCUAUCAUUUGGGACAAUCGCUCAAUGUAAAAAUUAAGCCCACAAACUUAAACUAUAAAGGGAUAUCGCUGUUAAAGAAGACAAAUAGCUCUAAGCAGCUUUCUUCGUUUCUUUGGAUCAUAGGCUUUAGAUCUCCAUCCAGGAAAGUAUUAAUGUAUUUCCCAAAGAUGUCAACUCACCAACAAGAAUACUGUGAUAUGUUAAACCACCUGCACGUAUUAAAAGUGACUUAGUCACAUGUUUGCUUUAUUCAUGUACAUAAUCCUAUGACAAAUCAAAACUGGGUGUACUCACAUCUUACGCAGUUAUGUAUAUGCGCUGCGGCAAUGUUUUAUCAUAGACAAGAUGGUUGUAUUGUGUAUAUAACAGAAAUAAACCAGAUAGUGAUAUCUACAUCAUUAUUAUGCAGUAAAGUCAUUUUUGCCUUUCCCUAUAUUCGCCACCACUUUAAACCAUACUAAAUGAGUAACAUAUUUUGCUGUUUUAAGGGGUCGGUAAGAUGCUAUGUAAUCAUUAAACAUACAAUAAAAUAUCGUAAUGACAUGA